CCGUGCACACGCCGAGCCCGCAGCCAUGAAUUAUUUGCGUCGGCGUCUCUCGGACAGCACGUUCAUCUCCAACCUGCCCAACGGCUACAUGACCGACCUCCAGAGGCCCGACGGCGCUCAGCCCGCUCCACCUGCCGUCUCCCCUGCCAGGUCUCCCACCGCCGCCGCCGCCGCCGCCGGGCCCACUCCCCCGGCCACUUCCCCCGCUCCGGAGAGGAGACCCCCGUCGUCUCAGUCCAGCGGAGCGGGCUUCUUCAGCUCCAUCACCAACGUGGUGAAGCAGACGGCCGCCUCGGCGGGGCUGGUGGAGCAGAGCCAAGUCACGACGUCGAAGAAGUUCAAGAUCCUCCUGGUCAUCGACGAACCCCAGCAGGAGUGGGCGAAAUUGUUCCGGGGAAAGAAAAUAUACGGAGACUACGACGUCAAAGUGGAGCAGGCCGAAUUCAAUGAGAUCAACGUUGUGGCUCACGCCAACGGGACCUGCAACGUCAACAUGCAAGUCCUCAGAAAUGCCACCAAGGUUAUCAGGUCAUUCAAGCCAGACUUUGUCCUCAUUCGUCAACACGCCUUCAGCAUGACCCUGAAUGAAGAUUUCCGCAACCUGGUCAUCGGUCUGCAGUACGGAGGCGUGCCGUGCAUCAACUCGCUGGAGUCCAUCUACAACCUGUGUGACAAGCCGUGGGCGUUUGCCCAACUCAUCAACACCCACAGAAAGCUGGGUUCCGAGAAGUUCCCUCUGAUCGAGCAGACGUUUUACCCAAACUACAAGGAGAUGGUGAGCAUGCCGUCCUUCCCUGUUGUCGUGAAGAUCGGACACGCCCACUCCGGUAUUGGAAAGGUGAAGGUGGAAAAUCACAGCAAGUUCCAGGACAUAGCCAGUGUCGUGGCCCUCACCCAGACGUACACCACCACGGAGCCUCUCAUCGACUCCAAGUACGACAUCAGAAUCCAGAAGAUCGGCGCCGACUACAAAGCCUACAUGAGAACGUCUAUAUCCGGAAACUGGAAGAGCAACACUGGCUCAGCGAUGCUGGAGCAGGUGGCCAUGACUGAGAGGUACAAGCUGUGGGUCGACACCUGCUCAGAGGUUUUCGGGGGCUUGGCUAUUUGCGCAGUCAAAGCUAUCCACGGGAAAGACGGCAAAGAUUUCAUCACAGAGGUGGUGGGCUCCUCUAUGCCCCUGGUCGGGGAGCACCAGGCCGAGGACAGGCAGCUCAUCGCAGACAUGGUGCUGGCAGAAAUGAACCAGGCAGCGGAGAAGGAAGCCAACGCCCCCCCGAGACCCACCACCGUACAACCAUCCCAGGGAGCCGGCCAGAAGGGAGAGAUGGGCGGCGAGCUCACUAAAAAUGGCGCCGGGCACCCGCCUCAAGGUUGCCUGCAGUACAUUCUCGACUGCAACGGCGUCGCAGUGGGUCCCAAACCAGUCCAGGCCAACUGAGCCAAUCCGGGAGAAGAAGAAGAAGAAGAAGAAGAAGAAGAAGAAGAAGAAGAAGAAGAAGAAGAAAGCGAGGGAGUCUCAAAGUCUAGAGAACGACGACGUUAACGUUAGCUGAACGCAAGCGCAGACGCGUGUUUUAGCUAACGUAGCUAGGAAUCGGAUCUCGGUGGCCGUGAGCUCGGCGCUCGCCUGGACCGUGUUUUUAAACUCUAUGCAGUGUCGACAUGUGUUCCGUCUCCUCGUGGACCUGUUUGUGUGCUCGUAUAAGUCGCCUACGUUUCGGUAGCUGUGGUUUUUCUUCUUCCUUUGGGGCCGUUGUUGAUGAUGUAAGAAACAGAUUGUGCCUACACCCCCCCCCCCCCCCCCCCAGCGCUGCUCUGUGCUACCUGUGUGACCCAGCGAUUUUCGGUGUGUGUACCCUUUUUAGAUAUAUUGUUCAAACGUGCAGUUUGAAGUUUGUGUAUUUAUCAGUAUGUGUCCAGUACGUGAGUGCGUAUGGCUGUAGUGGUGAUUAUUUUUCAUAAUAAUAAUAGAUAUUUAUUUGUUGGUUUUUGCAUGAUUGACACAAAGGAAGGUCGGUUAUUAACGUGCGGGAUGUUCAUGUUCCCCGGCUGAGUUCCCUGUGAUUCAUGCAGUGUCAGAAGUUCCACGGGAGACACAUAUUUAUUCCCAAACAGUGUGUGUGCACACACAGGAUGCAGACAUACAGUGUGUGUGGCCUUUCAUAGAGUUCAUUUCAUCGAUACGUCACCAGAAGGAAGAACAUUCGAUGUAUUUGGAGCGAGGAAACUAAUAGAUGAACACAUAAUAAAUAGUACAAAUUAGAUAUAUUAAAGAUUUUAUUACGUAGCGUGUUGUGCAGGUGUCUGCACGCACAACUUAAAUAUAUUUAUAUUAUUUCUAACCAAAGAUUUUACGAUUUAAUUUGCACGUCAGUAACCCACAGUGUAAAUAUCAGUGAGGGCACUGUUGUGCUAGUCCACAGCGUUCCUAGACAGCGUCUGUUGUUAAUCACGUGGCAGCGAGCGGAUGCUGAAUUAAAACAUUAUUUUGUAUUAUUAUUUAUUUGUCGUUCGUGUGUGAAGGCAGACAUUACGGCUGAUAAUACAAAUAAAAGGUGUGUAAUGUAUGAACCCCCCCCCCCCCCCCCCCUCCUACCCGCUGUGGCCCCAUCACUCUGGAUAUUGGCUCCUGGUGGUGUUGCCAUGACAACAAGUGCUCUCUGAGAGCGGACAUGGCGCCCAUUCAGAGAUCCAACGCUCUUCCCCGUGAGUCGACGGACCGUGCAAUACAGAUCCUUGUUUUUAACUCAAUGACGUGUUUAUUUUAAAAAAAACAGAUCUUCCAUCGGAUUAAUUCAAAAAGCUAUAGUCGUCCAUUUGAAUCGUGGAAAGAAAGAAAAAUCGCAAUCCCUCGGUUGUCGUCCGGUGGCUUUUUUGUUGUUGCAAUUUCAUGCAUCAAAUGUGCUAAAUGGUGAAAACAGCUAAAAAAGCAACCAACGACUUCUCUGUUAUGGUAUAUAAUGUGUUCAGCGAGCUCUGUGUGCGAUUCUUUUCCUCCACAAUGUUUUCAAAGUGCCAUUGUACCUGUGAGCGUGUCCUUGUGAAAGCCAUGCCUGAGGCUUUAUGGGUGUGUUGUUCUGUUUAAUAGGAAUUAUGCCAUGGCAUUGAUUUACAAGGGAGCCGCCGUGCAGAGGAACUGCGUGGUCAGACCUCGGGCCGGUUGAAUAUCUGAUGAAUUAUAACUGGACGUUGUUUAUUUGGCCGUUGUGUGUGUCGAGGGGGGGGGACUUACAUCUUCAGACCCGCAGGACUGUAACCAUGGCAACUUGCUAAAGAUGUGUGCUUCUAAAACCGGUGUUGGACUGUUUUAAAAUCAAGAUCAGAGUACAAUUAUAAUUGUGGAAAGAAAAUUCCUUUCUGGAUAUUUCCUCUUUGUCACUGGCAAUAAAGCUUCCUUUGCAAUA
Pseudoliparis swirei is the source of this 3407-nucleotide messenger RNA. It is a transcript of the gene syn2a, whose product is annotated as synapsin IIa. The record is from RefSeq and is a predicted model, not a curated record. Lineage: Eukaryota; Metazoa; Chordata; Actinopteri; Perciformes; Liparidae. Gene Ontology annotation, cellular component: synaptic vesicle membrane; synaptic vesicle. The transcript is spliced from 11 exons. Bases 26 to 1441 code for a protein of 471 amino acids. Gene Ontology annotation, biological process: neurotransmitter secretion. Gene Ontology annotation, molecular function: ATP binding.